AUGCAUAAGUCACGUAUUCCUUCGAUAAGUCUAAAACGGUCGUUUGAUGGGCAUGAAUUUGAUUCCCAAGUUUCUCGUUAUAAAAAGGUUGAUAAUAAAGAUCCACUUUCGGAGAUUACAAAUGCCGUAAUAUCAGCACCUUCAGUGCCGGACAUAGACAGCAUGAUGACGACCAAGGCGGUGUUCAAUUCGAAUGUAAAUAAUCCAAACACAAGGUUAAUGAAUAAGUACUAUUAUGGCGAUCCUAGAGUGAUAGAAGAGGUUAAAAGACGGGAGCGGAAAGUUCUGAAGGAUAUUCAUCAUUUUAAGAAGAGUAUUGAAGAGAUAGAGCAGGAUAUGAAGACGAUGCAGGGGGAGACGAUUCCCGGUCUUCGGUAUGAACUGGGUAAAAAAGCUACACUCUACAAGGAUUUAAGAGUUGAAACCACGCAUAUGACCACACGGUUAGACAUGUUGAAUAAUAAAUGUGAGGUUAUUAGGGCGAAUAACGAGCUGGCCCUUAAUAAUCUUACGCUUCAACAACAGCUCGAGGUGCAGAACUUAGAGGCGGAGCUAGAUCAGAAGAUUAAUGCCGUUAGGGAAGAAUGGGAGCUUAAGUUAUUGUCUUUAGAGAAGUUUAAGCCAGAUGAAGCAUUGGUGAAAGAAAUAGAACAUCUAAAAAUCGAGAGAAAUCAAUUACAAAAGAAAUGGAAUGAAAUACAUAGCAUGAACGAAGAAAAGCGUAAAAAUCACGAAAAAAAGUUAGAAAAAGCGCUUCAAGAAUUCAAGGACAAAAAGUCUAUGUUUUUGGGACAACUAAUGACCAAACAAAGUGUGUUGCUAAAGGAGAAACAGGAAUGGGAACUACAAGUGAAGGAGAUGCAUAAUACACUUGAGGAACAAAAGCAGGAAAAGGAAAAGUUACGCCAAGAGAUUCAAACUCUUGAGUUUGAACUGAAAUCUCAUGAGCUAAGCAUUCAACCCUUAAGUACUAAGCUUCACAAACUUGAAGAACAAUUAGAUCUGAACAGAUCUGAAACUGCAGAUGUGAAACAACAAGCCAUCCAAUCUGAAGCAGAGUAUAAUGCACUGUAUGAUAAAAUGGAAGAGGCACAAAUUAGCAGACGGAGAAUUGAAAAUACGAUAGAGGAGCUCCAUGGCAAAAUACGGUGCUAUGCCUAUGUGGAUGAUACUGCCAUAUCGUAUUCUGUCAACUAUGCCUCCAAGACCAUUAAGACGGGUGAAAGUAGACAAUAUUCAUUUAAUAGGGUGAUACCUAAAGAGAUAAUGCCUCUUCAGGAUUUGUUUAGACAGGAAUGUCAAGCAUAUAUGGAUAUGUGUUUACAAAAUCAUUCGAAUUCUAGCAUAAUAUCUUUACAACAUGAAAAGAAUCCCCUAAUUCAUGAGAUAAUUAUUACAUGGAUCUUGGAGCAAAAACAUGAUCAUGUCGAUUUUCAGUGUGUUCUCUUAUCAGAGAAUUCUCCUUCAUCUGAUAUGUUAGCCUCUGAUGUAUUAAGCACCGAUCGUGAUUCUGAUAGCGAAAUUAAAGUAACUGUUCAUGAUAAAUCUGUAUUUUUUGAGUCAAAGAAAGUGACCGUAUUUUCAGGGGCUUCCGCUGAUGAGCUACUUGGAAAAUUGAAACAAGAUGAUAAAGAUGAUGGAGUGAUUAUCCUAAAGUUUAAAAUAUGGCAUGAUAAGCAUUCCUUCAGCGAUGUUCAUUUUGUUGAGUUGACAUCGCCAUCUUACAAAUGCCUAAAAGCUGCAAUAUCUACCACAGCUACCAUAACAGAGACAGCAUCACCAAUAAGCAUAAUACUACGAAGUUUGUUAACACACACAAAAUCAUUAUUAUUGCUAACGCUUACACACGAGGACGAGCAUCUGUUAGACCUUUCACAUCAAAUAGGCCAACAGAAACAGCAUGCAUGUUGA
Messenger RNA from Eremothecium cymbalariae DBVPG#7215, 1911 nucleotides. RefSeq names its product Cik1p (gene CIK1). The coding region runs from base 1 to 1911 and encodes 636 amino acids. Gene Ontology annotation, molecular function: microtubule binding. The record is from RefSeq and is a predicted model, not a curated record. NCBI's taxonomy places the organism in Eukaryota, Fungi, Ascomycota, Saccharomycetes, Saccharomycetales, Saccharomycetaceae. The transcript has a single exon.